AUGGCCUUGCUGGGGAAGCGCUGUGACGUCCCCACCAAUGGCUGUGGGCCUGACCGCUGGAACUCCGCCUUCGCCCGCAAAGACGAGAUCAUCACCAGCCUUGUGUCUGCCUUAGAUUCCAUGUGCUCGGCGCUCUCCAAGCUGAACGCAGAGGUGGCCUGUGUCGCUGUGCACGAUGAGAGCGCCUUCGUGGUGGGCACCGAGAAGGGGAGGAUGUUCCUGACCGCACGGAAGGAGCUGCAAUCAGACUUCCUCAGGUUCUGCCGAGGACCCCCGUGGAAGGAGCCGGAGGCAGAGCACCACAAGAGGGUGCCUCGGGGUGAGGCCGGCGGCCGGAACAUCCCUCGGUCGACCCUGGAGCACGGCUCAGAUGUGUACCUGCUGCGGAAGAUGGUAGAGGAGGUGUUUGAUGUUCUUUAUAGCGAGGCCCUGGGAAGGGCCAGCGUGGUGCCACUGCCCUACGAGAGGCUACUCAGGGAGCCGGGGCUGCUGGCCGUGCAGGGGCUGCCCGAGGGCCUGGCCUUCCGGAGGCCGGCUGAGUAUGACCCCAAGGCCCUCAUGGCCAUCCUGGAGCACAGCCACCGUAUCCGCUUCAAGCUCAAGAGGCCGCUCGAGGACGGCGGUCGGGACUCGAAGGCCCUGGUGGAGCUGAACGGUGUCUCCCUGAUCGCCAAGGGGUCUCGGGACUGUGGCCUGCAUGGCCAGGCCCCCAAGGGGCCACCUCCGGACCUGCCCCCCAGCGCCACCUCCUCCUCCAUGGCCAGCUUCCUGUACAGCACUGCACUCCCCAACCACGCCGUGAGAGAGCUCAAGCAGGAGGUGCCCACCUACCCACUGGCCCCCAGCGACCUGGGCCUCAGCCGGCCUGGGCCUGAGCCCAAGACUCCCUCGGCCCAGGACUUCUCGGACUGCUGUGGACAGAAGCCCCCCGGGCCUGGUGGGCCGCUCAUUCAGAACGUCCAUGCCUCCAAGCGCAUUCUGUUCUCCAUCGUCCACGACAAGUCAGAGAAGUGGGACGCCUUCAUCAAGGAAACUGAGGACAUCAACACGCUCCGGGAGUGCGUGCAGAUCCUGUUUAACAGCCGAUAUGCGGAAGCCUUGGGACUGGACCACAUGGUCCCCGUCCCCUACCGGAAGAUCGCCUGCGACCCGGAGGCCGUGGAGAUCGUGGGCAUCCCGGACAAGAUCCCCUUCAAGCGCCCCUGCACCUACGGGGUCCCCAAGCUGAAGCGGAUCCUGGAGGAGCGGCACAGCAUCCACUUCAUCAUUAAGAGGAUGUUUGAUGAGCGAAUUUUCACAGGGAACAAGUUUACCAAAGACCCCACGAAGCUGGAGCCCGCCAGCCCGCCAGAGGACACCUCUGGAGAAGUCUCCCGUGCCACCGUUCUCGACCUGGCAGGGACUGCUCGGUCGGACCGGAGCGGGAUCUCUGAAGACUGUGGGCCAGGAACCUCCGGGGAGCUGGGUGGGCUGAGGCCCAUCAAAAUCGAGCCGGAGGAUCUGGAUAUCAUUCAGGUCACCAUCCCAGACCCAUCGCCAACCUCUGAGGAAAUGACGGAUUCGAUGCCCGGGCAUCUACCCUCGGAAGAUUCUGGUUAUGGGAUGGAGAUGAUGACUGACAAAGGCCCCAGCGAGGACCUGCGGCCAGAGGAGCGGCCUGCGGAGGACGGCCACGGCGAUGUGAUCCGGCCCCUGCGGAAGCAAGUGGAGCUGCUCUUCAACACGAGAUAUGCCAAGGCCAUUGGCAUCUCGGAGCCCGUCAAGGUGCCCUACUCCAAGUUCCUGAUGUACCCGGAGGAGCUGUUCGUGGUGGGGCUGCCUGAGGGCAUCUCCCUCCGCAGGCCCAACUGCUUCGGGAUCGCCAAGCUCCGCAAGAUCCUGGAGGCCAGCAACAGCAUCCAGUUCGUCAUCAAGAGGCCUGAGCUGCUCACCGAAGGAGUCAAAGAGCCCAUCACGGACAGCCAAGAGAGGGAUCCAGGGGACCUUUUUGUGGCCAGGAACCUGAAGAGACAGGGCUCUCAAGAGAAUUACGAUGCCAGGCUCUCCCGGAUCGACAUUGCCAACACGCUGAGGGAGCAGGUCCAGGAUCUGUUCAACAAGAAAUACGGGGAAGCCUUGGGCAUCAAGUACCCGGUCCAGGUCCCCUACAAGCGCAUCAAGAGUAACCCCGGCUCAGUGAUCAUUGAGGGGCUGCCCCCGGGAAUCCCGUUCCGGAAGCCCUGCACCUUUGGUUCCCAAAACCUGGAGCGGAUCCUCGCCGUGGCUGACAAGAUCAAGUUCACAGUCACCAGGCCUUUCCAAGGACUCAUCCCAAAGCCUGAUGAAGACGAUGCCAACAGACUUGGGGAGAAGGUGAUCCUUCGGGAGCAGGUGAAGGAGCUCUUCAAUGAGAAAUACGGUGAGGCCCUGGGCCUGAACCGGCCUGUGCUGGUCCCUUACAAACUGAUCCGGGACAGCCCAGACGCCGUCGAGGUCACGGGCCUGCCGGACGACAUCCCUUUCCGGAACCCCAACACAUACGACAUCCACCGGCUGGAGAAGAUCCUGAAGGCCCGGGAGCAUGUCCGCAUGGUCAUCAUCAACCAGCUCCAACCUUUUGCAGAAAUCUGCAAUGACGCCAAGGUGCCAGCCAAAGACAGCAGCAUCCCCAAGCGCAAGAGAAAGCGGGUCUCCGAAGGAAACUCGGUCUCCUCUUCCUCCUCGUCUUCCUCUUCCUCGUCCUCCAACCCAGAGUCCGUGGCAUCCACCAACCAGAUCUCACUCGUGCAAUGGCCCAUGUACAUGGUGGACUAUGCCGGCCUGAACGUGCAGCUGCCGGGACCUCUGAAUUACUAG
Molecule: messenger RNA, 2835 nt
Organism: Pipistrellus nathusii (Nathusius's pipistrelle)
Lineage: Eukaryota; Metazoa; Chordata; Mammalia; Chiroptera; Vespertilionidae
Source: the annotation of a GenBank genome assembly